Messenger RNA from Fusarium redolens, 880 nucleotides. RefSeq lists its product as uncharacterized. The transcript has a single exon. The record is from RefSeq and is a predicted model, not a curated record. The annotation marks the transcript as partial. Lineage: Eukaryota; Fungi; Ascomycota; Sordariomycetes; Hypocreales; Nectriaceae.
AAUGAGGACGAGGAUGAGGACGAGGAUGAGGGUGAGAAUGAUGAAGAUAAUGAGGAGGAGGAAGAGGAGGAAGAAGAACACAAGAAGGACGAGGAUAAGGAAGAGGACAAAGACGCCAAUGCAUAUUUUACACAAUCACCACUACCACCAUCACCACCACCACAAGACCCCAAGGCCGACCUAGUCUUACAAUUCUGCCUGUUUAUGGCAACUGAGGAUUUUGCAGAUGGAAACUCAAAGUCGACAAUGCUUGUUUACUUCAGCGCUGUAUGCGGACUUACAUUGCCUACAGGGGCCAACUUCCUCCGCCCAGCUCAAUUCACUAGCAUCCUAUCCAGCCUGAUCUAUUGUACUCGGCUUCUCAUCAUGGAAUCAGUGCUGCCAAGAUUCUCACAUGACUACAUUAGUUUGUCAGAAAGGCCUCGCUAUGGGCAACUAGAUAUACUAAAUAAUGUCCGUAAGAAGAAGAUGUGUGAUGGAACGCUAUCGCCACUCGGAGAGUUCAUCAGUCUUGCUGCCUACGGCCAGUCCCUACGUCGAUCGGAGGGCCCGACAAUCCAGUUCGAAUGGAGCGACGAUGGGGAGGAGAUAUCAUGGGAUGGGUGCUUUCGAGUUACUAUGGAUGGGUUUCGGACCCUGGCCCACAGCGCAAUCCAGGCAGCAACCCGCCAGUGUGAGCGGUUGAUGUAUGACUGGGUGCCUCCAACCCGCGAUCUCAGAACGCUGCGGGACCGACUCUCGACGGCUACGGCUGGGUAUUCCUUUGUCUCUGACCCGGCCAACGGGAUAUCAAAUGCUUAUUUAGAGCUCCUUACGAAAGCCUGCCUCUCGCCUGUCAAUCUACUUACUCUUAUUGGGAAGAAUGAAUGCAGUUCCUGGG